GGGGGGAGGAGAGGUGGGGGGGACCCAAAAUCCGCCUGGACCCCCUAUAUCUGCCCCAGGACCCCCCAAAUCCACCCCAGGACCCCCCAACACCCCCCUCCUGACUCCCUCCCGUCCCCCCCAACCCUCUUAGGACCCCUUCGAAAUGCCCUGCAGGAUUUUCGGGUCAGUUUAAGAGUCUCGGGACCACCUUAAGGACCUCGGGACCUUUUGGGGGUCCUUUGCUCACAUUUUAGUGCCGCUUUCAAGGUUUUUUUCGCACCAUUUUGGGGCCGUUUCGGGUUAUUUUCGGCUCCUGUCCCGUUUCCGCGCUCGGGACGCGAUCGCGUCUCGCUUUCUGUCCCCCCCGGGCCGCCGUCACCGGGGCCGCUCACGUGACCGGCGCGCCGGCUGUCACGUGACCGGCCGGGCCGUGAUGGCGGCGGGCGGCGAGGCCGGGCCCGGCCGGGCCCUCGAGGCGCUGCUGGAAAUGGGAUUCGGGGCUCGCCGGGCGGCGAAGGCGCUGGCGCUGACCGGGAACCGCGGGGUGGAACCGGCCAUGGACUGGCUGGUGGCCCACGAGGACGACCCCGACUCGGACUCAGACCCUGAACUGCCCCCAGGUUUUGGGAUCCCCGGGGGGAUCCCCCCGAGUUUGGGGGGGCCCCGACAGCCCCAGGAGGAGGACGAGACCCAGAAGCUCCUGUUGGCGGCGGGGCAGGAGCGGGAGCGGCGGCGCCGGGGGCAGGAGCUGUCGCGGCUGCGGGAGUGGCGCCGGGACGAGGAGCGGCGCCGGGCGGCCGAGGAACGGCGCCGGGACCACGCCGAGGAGAGGGCGGCCCGGCAGCGGGUGAAGGAGAAGAUCGAGCGGGACAAGGCCGAGAGAGCACAGAGGUUCGCCCCCUCCCCCGCCGAGCCCCCCCCCCAGACCCCUCCCCCCGGGGCGGAGCCGCCGGCGCCGCGGGAAUACGACGAGUGCCGGAUCCAGGUCCGUCUCCCGGACGGGCGGGCGCUCACGCAGCGGUUCCGGGCGCGGGAGCCGCUGGCGGCCGUGCGGCUCUUCGUGGAGCUCAACCGGGGCACUGGGAGCACUGGGAGCACUGGGAGCGCCGGAGAACCCCCCCAGGGGGGGCCCCAGAGCCCCCCGGAGCCCUUCAGCCUCCGCACGGCCUUUCCCAAGAGGCUCUUCACCGAGGAGGACAUGGAGAAACCCCUCCAGGAGCUGGGUCUGGUCAACUCCGCCGUCGUCAUCGUGGCCAAGAAGGAGGGGAGCUGAGGAGGGGGAGGGGCCUGGAGACCCCCAAACCUUCCAGCGGGGACCCCCCCAGGGACCCCCCCACCCAAAUAAACCUCAGCUGUGUCGUCCCCCCCCAAAAUCCUGUCUCUGUGUCCCCCCCCAAACACACAAGUGGGGGAGGGGGGCAAAGCAUCUUCACUGGGGGGUCUCACCCCCUUGUUGCCCCAAAGGAGGGGUCCUGGGGGUUUUGGGGGGUCCUGGUGAUAUUGGAGGGGUCUGGGGACCCCAACACCCCCCCCCCGAGACCCCCAGACCCAAAUAAACCUCAGCUGUGCCCUCCC
Pipra filicauda (Wire-tailed manakin) is the source of this 1557-nucleotide messenger RNA. It is a transcript of the gene UBXN1, whose product is annotated as UBX domain protein 1. The transcript has 8 exons. Gene Ontology annotation, molecular function: protein binding. Bases 416 to 1255 code for a protein of 279 amino acids. NCBI's taxonomy places the organism in Eukaryota, Metazoa, Chordata, Aves, Passeriformes, Pipridae. The record is from RefSeq and is a predicted model, not a curated record.